Molecule: messenger RNA, 1185 nt
Organism: Xiphophorus couchianus (Monterrey platyfish)
Lineage: Eukaryota; Metazoa; Chordata; Actinopteri; Cyprinodontiformes; Poeciliidae
Gene: csdc2b
Product: cold shock domain containing C2, RNA binding b
Exons: 4
Coding region: 436-903 (155 amino acids)
Biological process (GO): regulation of mRNA stability
Cellular component (GO): cytoplasm
Molecular function (GO): mRNA 3'-UTR binding
Source: RefSeq, a predicted model, not a curated record
CCCCCAGCAACACCGGGGCCUGGCGGCUCCCUCUGCGGAUGCAGGUCAGGCGGGGAGGAGGAAGAGGAGGAGGAAGGCAGAUGACCAAAGUCACUUUCACGCACAAGUCGCAUCACGCCAUCGGAAUCUCAUGCAGCUGCGCAGACCCUCCGCAGUCGACUCCAGCGCCACGCCAGGGUUUUUCCGGACGAUCUGCGCGGAUUUGCGCGACUUAUUUAUUUAAUUUGCCCCUUAUAUAAACCACAUCGAGCCAAAACACACAGAGAGAGAAAGAGAAGCGAUCGGUUCCUCUUCGGGCACCCAUGCCUAAGUCUUGUUGACGGCGCUCAAUCGGCGGCGCUGACCCCACGGUGAGGUGGGCGUCUCACUCACAGAGGACAGACCAGGGUGACCGCAUCGUCUUCCUCAAGCCUUCCUCCCUUCAUCUCGUCUGACAUGGCAGACCCCAGCAUCACGUCUCCCUCCGGAACGCCCCUGCGCUCCCCCAACGCCCCGCUCACCCUCUCCUUCCCGUUCCCGCAGGAGGGCAGCAGGGUGUGGCAGGAAGGGAGGGAGCCCCCGCUUCCCCGCGACCUGCCCAGCCCGCUGCCGACCAAACGAAACCGCACCUACUCAGCUACGGUCCGCGCUCACUCAGGUCCAGUUUUCAAGGGCACUUGCAAGAACUUUUCCAGAUCACAAGGCCACGGCUUCAUCCAGCCGUCGCGCGGCGGAGAAGACAUCUUCGUUCACAUCUCAGACAUCGAGGGCGAGUACGUCCCCGUCGAGGGAGACGAGGUCACGUACAAGGUGUGCCGGGUUCCCCCUAAGAACAUUAAGGUGCAGGCGGUGGAGGUGAAGAUCAUCCACCUCAACCCGGGGACGAAACACGAGACCUGGUCCGGACAGAUCAUCAGCUCGUAGUCGGCGAGAUCGGAGGACGGCGACGCUCCGGCUCGUGCGGUGGCGGUGCUCCUGGACUCUUUGCUUCGUUUAAAAACAACAACAACAAAAACCCAACAACCUCUUUUAGAAAUAUAUGUUGCUCUACUCUGUGUCAGUCAGAGCUGAUAUGAAAUCGUUACUGUUGCAGGCAAGUACUUACUGACAGAGUUGAUAGAUUCUGUUCAAGCUACUCCAGCAAAUCCUCUUUGUGUUAUUUAUGUUUAAAUUGAAGAGGGGACCAUAAAUUAACCACACUUACAA